CGACGCAUCGGCGGUCGCGCUUCUGCUCGGCGGGGCGCGGCGAGGUUCCCAUACUUGCUGGGGUUGUUCGGAUUUGAUCUUUCCUUGAAAUGGUAGGACUAGGAAACAGCUGUCGUGGGAUGAAGUCUCCACCACUCCUCAUGGCUGCACUUGUGGCGUGCAUAAUUGUUUUGGGUUUCAAUUACUGGAUUGCAAGUUCUCGCAGCAUGGAUCUGCAGGCUCGAGUCAUGGAUCUGGAAGGCAAAGUCCGCAGGGCGGCAGCAGAGAGGGGUGCUGUGGAGCAAAAAAAGAAUGAAUUCCAAGGGGAACUGGAGAAGCAGCGACAGCAGAUCGACAAAAUCCAGUCCUUGCACAGCUUUCAGAUGGAAAACGCCAACAGAGUACAUCAGGAAGAGAAGGCAGUGCUGAUGAAUAACAUCACAGUAAAUGAUCGACUGAUUCAGAGCCUACGAGAACACUUGAAAGAGUUACAGACAGAAUAUGGAAAGCUACAGCUGGAUGUUUACUGGUUUCAGAAGAACCAGACUAACCUUCAGAGGAAGUUCUCAUAUGACCUGUCGCAGUGUAUCAAUCAGAUGAAAGAAUUAAAAGAACAAUGUGAAGAAAGGAUAGGUGAGCUUACAAAAAAGAGUAGUGAUGUACCACAAAUCAAAGAACACAAAGACUUCACAGAAGAUAGCCAGGUCGAUACUCAACUGUCAGCCUUGAAGCAAACAGGGUUCAAGCAGGCUGACUUGGAACAGCAGAAAACCAGUGAAGAUGUUCCUAAAGCAGCACCUACAGUAAGAGAGACAGACAUGAUGCAGGCUAAAGAAAGAACAGACAGCCUAACCGACAUCAGAAAACAGGAGCCUAAGGCAGAAGAGGAGCAGCUUUCUAGUCAGUUGGAAAAACCUCAAGAGUCACUCAAGGCUACUGCAGAUCACAAGGAGAUGCUGCCUGAGUCAGAGAAGGAGCCAAAUCCACCUGAAGAUGAGAAACGUGUAGCUGGGCAAGAUAUGUUAGAGCCAGCAGCAGAGCAAGCUGCCAGUGAGGAAAUAGAGAGGGAAGAGCUCCUAAAUUACGAUGAUAAGCAGGAUGAUUUGCCCCCUGGAAAGGCUGACAAACAGGAACGUGAAGAAGUGAACCAGGACAAGGAUGUUGAUUACAAUUUAGAUGUGAAUGAAGUUGAAUCAGAAACAGAUAAGCAAGCAGCUCUUGCAGGGAUUGAAAAUGUUCAAAACCCUGAAGAUAUGAAGAACCACUUACCUGACCAUGAUGGACAACAGAAGUUGUGAACAAAGGAAGUUCAUGAUGCAACUGAGUCACCUCUUCAUCCAAAUGCAGCAAUGAUCCAAGUGAAGUGAUCCUAGAAGAUUUUGAUUAUCUUCUAAAGACUUGACUACAGGCCCAAACAAAGUAGUAUUUUCUUGUGAAGUUUUAGUACUGUUGCAGUGGGGAAAAGAUGUAAAUCCCUGGUGGUUUGUUUCAAAGUGGUUUGGCCUCUGCAAUGACUUUCUCCUUCCUAUCAGUUAUAAAAUUGCAAUCAGGUAGCAAUAAAGAUAAUAACUUCGAAGUUGG
Molecule: messenger RNA, 1560 nt
Organism: Sturnus vulgaris (Common starling)
Lineage: Eukaryota; Metazoa; Chordata; Aves; Passeriformes; Sturnidae
Gene: GOLM1
Product: golgi membrane protein 1
Cellular component (GO): Golgi apparatus
Source: RefSeq, a predicted model, not a curated record